Messenger RNA from Prunus armeniaca (apricot), 567 nucleotides. NCBI's taxonomy places the organism in Eukaryota, Viridiplantae, Streptophyta, Magnoliopsida, Rosales, Rosaceae. The record is from the annotation of a GenBank genome assembly.
AUGGAGGGUGAGUUUGGAAGCUUCAUUAAGUCAGCAAAUCCACCCAAAGCUCAUCUUAGUCCUUCAUUGCUUGUACAUAUACCUUCUUCUAGAAACCCAACUCAUCAUUGUAGCAGCCCUCGCUUGGGGCCUUCUGGGUUUAGAUCUCAAACAGCAUUUCAACGAGCCUUACCUCUCCACCUCUCUGCAAAACUUCUGGGGCAGAAGAUGGAACCUCGUGGUCACCAGUAUCCUACGCCAGUCCGUAUACGAACCCACCCUCAAUUUCUCCACGUGCGUCAUUGGCCGCAGGUGGGCUUCACUACCCGCUGUCUAUGCAAGCUUCCUUGUCUCCGGGCUUAUGCACGAGCUCAUUUACUACUACAUGGGUCGUGUGAGGCCCACGUGGGAGGUCACGUGGUUCUUCGUUUUGCACGGGUUUUGUUUGAUGUUGGAGAUCGUUUUGAAGAAGGCAUUGAAGGGCAGUUGUCGGUUGCCGAGGCUGAUCUCUGUGGUUUUGACCGUUGGAUUUGUGGUAGCUACUUGCUUCUGGCUAUUUUUUCCCCAGUUUCUUCGAUGUCAGGCUGA